GGCAGCAGAGCCGGCCUUUGCAGCCCUGGCUGGGGCUCAGCGCGGCGCUGCCCCCUCCCCUCGGACAGCGGAGGCGGGUUGGUUUGAAAGGGAGGCGGCGGCUGCCAUGUAAGCGGCUCGGGCGGGCGGUAGUAGGAGGCGCCGUUGGGAGCCGGGCGGGUAGCACCGUGGGCAGGGGGCGGGCGUGCCCGUCCCAGCAGCCAUGAGCGCGGCAGGCGGGCGGUGGCCGGCAGGGGCGAGGCGCUGAGGGCCCGGCCGGAGGCUCCCCGGCCCCCGCCCAUGGCCUUCAUGAUGAUGAUGAAGAAGAAGAAGUUCAAGUUCCGCGUGGAGCUGGAGCUGGACGAGCUCUCGUCCGUGCCCUUCGUCAAUGGCAUCCUCUUCUGCAAGGUGCGGCUGCUGGACGGCGGCAGCUUCAGCGGGGAGUCCUCCCGAGAGGUCGUGCAGGCAAACUCUGUUCACUGGAAGAAGAAGUUCUUAUUUAUGUGUAAAAUGAGUGCCAGUGCCACUACAGGCAUUCUGGAUCCUUGCAUCUGCAGAGUAUCUGUACGGAAGGAGUUAAAAGGUGGAAAGGCAUACGCAAAGCUGGGCUUUGCAGACCUAAACCUUGCAGAGUUUGCUGGAUCGGGAAAUACCACUCGUCGCUGUUUACUGGAAGGUUAUGAUACCAAAAAUACUAGACAGGAUAAUUCCAUUCUCAAAGUAUUGAUCAGCAUGCAGCUAAUGUCCGGAGACCCAUGUUUUAAAACGCCUCCUUCCACAGGAAUGUUCAUCACAAUUGCUGGAGAAGCAGAAUCUUUACAUGAAGACAGGAAAGGUGGAGAGAACUUGAAAGUGGUACAUCUGGGUGUAUCAGAUCUCUCAGCAAAGAGUGCGUCAGUCCCAGAUGAACUUGGUGCAUGUGGACAUUCCAGAACAUCAAGCUAUGCAAGCCAGCAAUCAAAAUUGUCAGGAUAUAGCACAUGUCACUCCAGAUCAUCCAGUUUUUCUGAUCUCAGCCAUAGGAGAAACACCUCAGUGGGAAGUACGUCUACAGGAAUUGGAAGUAUUCUGGAGCCAUGUGAAGAGACUGAACCAAAAAUAACUGAUGAUGAUAAUUUUGAUACUCCUGUUAAAGAUAUAUCUUCAGAAAAACUCAGCAGAAUCUCUAAAUGUAUUUAUCCUAACAGGCAUCCAGUGAAGCAAGACUCUGUAGAGUCACAAUUGAAGCGGGUUGAUGCCACCAGAGUAGAUGCAGAUGAUAUUGUUGAAAAAAUAUUGCAGAGUCAAGACUUCAGUUUAGACUCCAGUGCAGAAGAAGAAGGGCUGAGAUUAUUUGUGGGCCCUGGCGGGAGUACUUCUUUUGGAAGUCAUCAUCUACCCAAUAGGGUAGGAUCCGGAGCAUAUGAACAAGUGGUGAUUAAACGCUAGAACAGCAGGACUUGAACAGAAGAACAGUUGUAGAGUUCUUCCAUGGAUAAUUAAGAUGUGUUCAUUUAAUCCCAACAGUUAUCAAAGUUGAUGUGAUGAGACAGACUCUUUCAAGAGGCCAACUCACAUUUGGUCUGAACUGUCUGAGUACCUCCUGCUCAUAAAAGAUCCUUCAUGUCUACAGUGCUAUAAAGGCAAUUUUUAGUAUCUAUGCCUUGUACAAGUAUAUAACCAUUGUUGUGACUGUUACCUGAUGUUAGUGGAUUACUGGCUUUUGUAACUACGUGUAAAACAUCUUGUGGAAACCUGAUAUAUGGUGUCUAUUUGAACAUAGUUUUAUAUAGAAGUUCAUUAGUGAUGAUGUGCUCUGUUUGCAACUUGGCUUUCAGAAGAAACCCCUUAGAAGAAGAUUAGUCUUAAAUUAAUCUAGUUCAAAACUUAAAUUCUACUAUUAGAAAUAAUUCUUCAUAAGUAACUUUUAAAAUAUUACUUGCCAUUCAAUGCUAUAAUAGCUAAUUCCUUCUAUCAGGCCAUAAUUAAUAUAAAAUGGGGAUUAAUGCUUCCAAGAAAACAACUGAGUUGUGCUUUAAGAUGCCAUAUUAUCUGCUUCAGUAAUAUUAAACUUGUAAAUGCAUUGAGCAUAAUUAACUGUAAGGUUGAGUAGCAGAUGGUAGAGACAAAUAUAUAAAAGCAAAAUACAAGUGACUAGGUCUAAUAACAUCAAACAAUGUAUGUUGCUACUUGUAAAUAAAAUCUGGUGGCUUUAAAGUGCAUCAGUAUGACUUCUGGCCCUAUGUAAAUGACAAAAUUAUAUUUACAAUUUCACAUCAGAAUUACGAAAUCACAGUAAAGCACUCAACAAGCUGGUCUUGUAUGCCUGAGGAUAGUAUGAUUUUAUGGUUUGGGAUAUAAAACUUUUUAAUCUCUGUAAGUGAGAUUCAGCUGUCUAAACAAAAAGUAAAGCUUCUUUCAAAUGUGAUUUCAGUUACGCAUGAACUUUAAAGCUCAAUGGAUGAUAGUGUCUGGUGAAAAGUAGUCAGCAGCUUAACACCACUGUGAACACGUUUUUCUAGCUUAACCCUUCACAGUUGGGUAGUAUAUCUCUUACAGCUGAAGGUGCCUUGUUCCUGUGGGUAGGAGAUGGGGAGGGAAGGAUAGAUUACCAAAUGAAGCUUUUAAGAAUAAAUGACCAUCUAGACUGCCUAACUAUUGCCAAUAUAAUUUACUAACAAAAGCACUUUAUGUAGUAUACAUGCACUCUGCAGUCUGAAAAAUCAAUCUCUGGGCAAAGGCCUCACCUUUUUUGUGUAGAAUCACUAACAGCUUCACUAUCUGUCCAUUGUUACACUUUGAGGCAUGAAACAUUUUGACCAAAAUGUACUGUACUUUAACUUGCACAAAUGGAAUGGCUUGGUCUAAAAUGUAUUAGUUUUAGCAAAAGGUGAGAAUUAAAGAUCUUUUCACAAAAGAAUUGUUUUGCUGACAGCUGUAAAAGUAUUUGCUUAUUUUUUUAAAAAAGAUUUCUGGUGGGAUGACAAUCUAACAGUUGAGGUUUAGAUGUACUAAGCCUAAUGUUUAGAUGUAUUUUAGUACUAAAUUGCAGUAGAAAACCUAGUUUUCUAAAAAUUAGCCAUACGGUUUACCAAUGUGAUCAGAUAAGUUUGAAUGAAUCAAAACAAUAUUGUGGCCAUUUUUUUCCCUUAACACUCUGAAGGUUUCAAAUUCUUCUCUCAAUCAAUUGGGUAUUUGGGUUCCUUUUCUGGAAGUAAACUUUGAAGUCUUAAUUCUUAAGCUGUAUAAAGAAAACUUUGUGUUUUACAUGGGUUUUUAAUAGGUUUUACUUUUUCCUAAGUGUGUAUAGUAUAAACUGUUCAUUAUUGAACUCAAUGUUUUAUUUAUAUUAGCUUAAAGGAAACAGAGUUCAAAUUUUGUUGAAUACUGUUAGAUAAGAGCUAUUCCUUCUUAAUUAUGGUAUUUAAAAGGAGUAUUUUUCUAUUUCCCAUUGCUUGUGUAAUUUUUUUUAUUUGGACUGUUCUAAUGGGUAAAAUGUAUUAAAUACAACUUGUUUGUAAUAACUGAAGUUAGUGAGAUUGUGGAGGAGAUGACAAAAUGCUUACAAGAAAUGUAAAAAUGAUCCUUUCAUUAAAAAGUUGCCAUUAGUGUGUGUUUA
Molecule: messenger RNA, 3577 nt
Organism: Gopherus flavomarginatus (Mexican gopher tortoise)
Lineage: Eukaryota; Metazoa; Chordata; Testudines; Testudinidae
Gene: EEIG2
Product: EEIG family member 2
Exons: 11
Coding region: 280-1407 (375 amino acids)
Source: RefSeq, a predicted model, not a curated record